Pygocentrus nattereri (red-bellied piranha) is the source of this 3704-nucleotide messenger RNA. RefSeq names its product atrial natriuretic peptide receptor 1. The record is from RefSeq and is a predicted model, not a curated record. Gene Ontology annotation, molecular function: peptide hormone binding; guanylate cyclase activity; ATP binding. The coding region runs from base 104 to 3223 and encodes 1039 amino acids. Lineage: Eukaryota; Metazoa; Chordata; Actinopteri; Characiformes; Serrasalmidae. Gene Ontology annotation, cellular component: membrane. Gene Ontology annotation, biological process: receptor guanylyl cyclase signaling pathway; intracellular signal transduction; protein phosphorylation. The transcript has 27 exons.
CGUCCCACCAUGUGCUCACUGGAUACACUUUCCAAUCUGGAUCCAACGUGUUCAUAGCACUAAAGUGACUUUUACAGCAUUCGGGGGAUCUGUCUACCAAAGCAUGCGUGCACCACUGUCGCUCCUGCUGCUGAUGCCACCUCUCUGUUUGGGUGCCAAGUUCACCUUGCUGCUGGCCUUGCCCAACACCUCUGUAGCCUUCAGCGUGGGGCGCAUUGGAGCUGGUGCUCUAAUCGCCAUUGACACCAUCAACAGCAGUCCAGAACUCCUGCCAGGUUAUCAGCUUGACUAUCAGUAUGUGGAUGGGGAGUGCAAUGAUCUAGUUGGUCCAGGGAAGAUUGUGGCUCUACAACACAAACACAAAUACAGUGCUUUCAUUGGCCCCUGCUGCUCAAACGUGUGCGCAGUGACUGCUAAACUAGCAGCCUACUGGAACAUCGCAAUGGUCAGCCCCGUAUGUGCUGAGCAGCAGUUUUUAGAUAAAAAGGCCUUCCCUACUCUGACCAGGGCGUUAGGGCCAUUUACCAAGCUGGGGGCCUUCUUUGUGGAGAUCUGUAAACAGUUUGGCUGGCAGCGCAUUGGCAUCAUCUACACUAGUGAACCUACGUGGAACAUUCCAGCAGAGGGAAUCAGGUACCAAGCACAAAAUAACAACAUCACAGUAGCUAAAUAUUUGGAGAUUCAAGACCCUCUGUCCAAUAAGUCCAAUAUGGAGUCAUGGGUCAUCACAGAGAUCGCCAAAAUGGCUCGCAUUAUAGUGAUAUCAGCCCGUGGUGAGGUAGUACGCAGCCUUCUAGUUGAAGCUCAUAAGAGAGGCCUGACCAAUGGAGAAUAUGUAUUCUUCUGUUUCCAACCCUACAGCCAUGAGGAAAUGUUUGGCAUUUUUGACUGGAAGCAAGGAGAUGAAUAUGACAUGGCAGCAAAGCAGGCAUACCAGGCACUUUUCCUCCUGUCUAUGUAUGAACCCAGUGAUGAACGUUACAGGGCCUUUGCAGAAAAUGUCAUCAAGAGGUCAAAAGAGGAUUUUGGCUACACGUAUGGACCCCACGAGAAGGUAUCAUUACUGGCAGCCAUCGUGCAUGAUAGUAUCUGGCUUUACGCCCAAGCAUUAAACGAAACCUUGGCGGAGAAUGCUGACGCAUUUGAUGGUUUUGCUGUCACUCGCCGGAUGUGGAACAAGACAAUCAUAGGUAUCCAAGGAGAUGUGACUAUGGAUGCUAAUGGAGACUGUGAGCCAGCUUACAUGCUUAAACACACCCAGGGCAGCGACAGCCAGUUCCAGGUUAUUGCUAACUACUUUGGGACUGGUAAGCUGUAUGAAGCAGAGGAGAAAAUCCAUAUAAGCUGGCCUGGAGGACAACAGAGUCCUCCUAAAGACUCACCCGAAUGUGGAUUUAAGGGAGAACUGUGCUACAACCUUGAAAGAAGAUUUUCUAUUGCUGUGGGCCUCAUUAUAAGCCUGAUAGCCACAGGGUCUCUUGCCAUGGGCAUCCUCUACAGGAAAUACAAACUCCAAAAGAAGGCCUCCAUGAUGAUGUGGAAAAUCAAAGCCAGUGACAUCAUCAUGAUGGAGCCUCGUUCGUUGACUGGGGCAGGAAAGGCCAAUUACAUUUUCCAUGCCAAACAGGCCCAGCUCCUCAGAUCCAAGUCCAUACAAGCAUCACUGGAGUCCAUCAUCUGCGGCAUGCAAGACAGGCCAUCGGCCCACCGGACUGCGGUUUAUAAAGAGACUAUUUACUACGUUCGCCUUCUGAAUGUGAAAAACGUGAAUCUAAGUAACGACCUGCUGACUGAACUCAAACAGUGCAGAGAUCUGACUCACCAGAACAUCUGUAAGUUAAUCGGGGCUUGCCUUGACCCACCCCAGCCUGUAAUUCUGACUGAAUACUGUGCUAAAGGGAGUCUGCAGGACAUUUUAAAGAAUGAAUCCAUCAAACUGGACUGGAGCUUCAAAUGCUCUCUGAUGCUAGACAUUGUGAAGGGUAUGGACUACCUGCACCGCAGUCCUCUGCGAUCCCAUGGCCACCUGACCUCCUCCAACUGCGUGGUGGACAGCCGCUUUGUCCUGAAGGUCACUGACUUUGGGCUCAGCGCUCUGAGACACUCAGGCCCAGGGGACAUCUCCAGCCAAUACUACUGGACCUCACUGCUGUGGAGGGCUCCUGAGCUCCUGAGGCACACCAUGCCUGCUAAUGGCACUCAGAAGGGGGACGUGUAUAGUUUUGGAAUCAUUGCUCAGGAAGUGGUGUACCGCAGAGGGCCCUUCUACACCCCCAACAGCCACCUGAAGACGAGAGAGAUCAUUGAGCUGGUGAAAGCUGGAGGCAGUAACCCUUUGAGGCCGUAUGUGGACGCUGCCGAGUGUGAAGAGGGUGUGGAGGCUCUGUUGGUGAGCUGUUGGAGAGAAAAAGCGACAGAGCGGCCCGAUUUCUCCUCCCUCAGAACUGCAGUGAAGAAAAUGUGUCCCAGCGGAGGCAGUGAGAACAUCCUGGAUGACUUGUUGUCUCGUCUGGAGCAGUAUGCGUGUAAUCUGGAGGAGGUGGUGAGCGAGAGAACAGCGCAGCUGCAGGAGGAGAAGAAGAAGGCUGAGGGUCUCCUCACACAGAUGUUGCCACGAUCAGUAGCUGCACAGCUCAUAGCUGGAAAGACAGUCCGCGCGGAGACCUACGAUUGCGUCACCAUUUAUUUCAGCGACAUUGAGGGAUUCACUGCAAUGUCAGCCUCCCGCACACCAAUGCAGGUUGUGAACGUGCUCAACGACUUGUACACGUACUUCGACAACAUCAUCGACAACCAUGAUGUUUAUAAGGUUGAGACUAUUGGAGAUGCUUACAUGGUGGUGUCAGGUCUUCCCAUAAGAAAUGGAGACGAGCAUGCCAGGGAGGUGGCCAGGAUGUCUUUAGCCAUAGUCCGAGGCAUGAAACAUUUCCACAGCUCACAUGUUCCUCUGCAGCGACUGAAAGUCCGCAUUGGGAUCCAUUCAGGGCCGUGUGUGGCUGGUGUUGUGGGUCUGAAAAUGCCCCGCUACUGUUUAUUUGGAGACACUGUCAACACUGCCUCGAGAAUGGAGUCAUAUGGUUUACCUUUGAAGAUCCAUGUGAGCAGUUCCACUAAAUCACUGCUGGACACCUUCAAGACGUUCCAGUUUGAACUCAGAGGAGACGUCCACAUCAAGGGAAAGGGUUUGGUGAGGACAUACUGGCUUCUGGGAGAGGAACGCUAACUGUGCUGUCUUUCCCUCAUCAUUACAUUUUCUGUGUGAUCCAAAUGUGGUUUUUAUAUGAGAAUGUAAUUUAUUUUUAAUGACACUUGUUUUUCAUUAUUUUCUGUUGUUCUUAGCUUGCAUGCAAUUUUUACGGUUCACUGAGCAAAUUUCACACUAAAUCGAUGCCAUUUCUCCACAAUAAUGAUGCGACGUAUGUCUUUGCAAAUGACAUUUUAGAUCUGUUCUUCAUUGGCUGAGUUAUAAUUUCAUCCACCAUGUGUCAAAUCCCUACUCACAAUCUAAUACAUAGUAACAACAGUGAAUUCUUCCUUUUAUUUUUUAUUUUCUUUCUGGGAAGGAACGAGAAGAUUUAAUGUAAUUGAGGGCAGGACCUGUUAUGUGCACAAAAAACGCCAUCAUAUUUGUUUCAAAAUGCAUUUCAAAGGAAACCUUUCAUUUCACUAUGGUGCACUAUUUAUAAAGUGGAUGUGUAUUCCAA